Molecule: messenger RNA, 1560 nt
Organism: Epithele typhae
Lineage: Eukaryota; Fungi; Basidiomycota; Agaricomycetes; Polyporales; Epitheliaceae
Exons: 3
Coding region: 1-1560 (519 amino acids)
Source: RefSeq, a predicted model, not a curated record
AUGCCCGGCAUCUGCAUCUGCUGCUGUCCCGGCAUCGGCCGCCCCGCCGCGGCCGCCAUCUGCCAGUACUGGUUCAUCCUGCUGCUGCUGCUGCUGCUGGACGAGGUGCUGCUGCAUGUGCGGCUGCUGCUGCUGCUGUUGCUGCUGUUGCAUCUGCGGGUGCUGCCCGUGCGCCGCCUGAGCCUGAGCCUGAGCCUGCGCCUGCGCUUGGGCUUGGACCAUCCGCAUCUGGUAGUACAUCAUCUGCUGCUGCUGUUGCGGGGUGUGCUGGACGUGCUGGCCCGGGUUCUGCUGGCCCUGCUGCUGCUGUUGUUGGUGGACUGCCUGCUGCAUUUGGAUCUGCACCCGCGCGGCCUGCAGCUGUGCUUCCUGCGUCAUCGCCGUGGGGGGCAUCGGCGACCCGCGCGGGACCUGCGCGGGUGCGAGGUGCGGCGUCCCGUUCCUCUGCGCUUGAGCCUGAGCCUGAGCCUGAGCCUGAGCCUGAGCCUGAGCCUGAGCCUGAGCCUGAGCCUGAGCCUGGGCGUGCACGACCUGCGCGGCGGGCAUCGGGCUCCGCGUCGCCACCGCGGGCGAGCCCGCCUGCUGCGCGGCGGCAGCAGCUUGCGCGGCCUGCUGUUGCUGCUGCUGCUGCUGUUGCGUGAGCUGCCGGCUCGCGGCGGCGUGCAUCGCAAAGUAGGGGAUCUGCUGGUACGGGUUGUACGGUGCUUGCUGCUGCUGCUGGGGUUGUUGCGGCUGGGGCUGUUGCGGCUGCUGCUGGCCGGGCUGCUGCUGCGACUGGGGCGCGACGGGCUGCGGCGCGAGCGCGGGCUGCUGCUGCAUCGGGGCCGGGGCGGCGGCGAGGGGCUUGCGCCGGGCGAGGCUCUGCGUCGCGAACGCCGCCAUCUGGUUCGCGUACUGGGUCAUCAUCGGGUGCCCGGGCUGGCCCGGCUGGGGCUGGGGCUGCUGUUGCUGUUGCGGCUGCUGUGGGGCUUGGUGGGCGUUCGGCGCCGGCGAGGGUUGGAUGCGCGGCGCGGGCGCGGGCGCGAGCUGCGGGAGGUGGUGGGGGGCGCCGGGGACGACGGACGCGGGGCGCGGUUGGUGCGGGUGCGGGUGCUGUUGCUGUUGCGGGUGCGGGUGCGGGUGCGGGUGCGGCGGGUGCUGCGGGUGCUCUGCGGCGGAGGGCGGGCUGCUGGCUGCGGGUGCUGCAUGUGCGGCGGGAGCGCGAGCGCGGGGUUGUGCGCGCCCCCGCCGGCGGAGGAGGGCGUGGCCGUGCGGGCGAUCGCGGGGGGCGGGGCGUCGGCCUUCUUCUUCGGCUGCGGGACGGGCUUCUUGCCCGCCGUGGUCGGAGCGGGGGGCGCGGAGGGGACCGGGACGGCUGUGGGCGGUUGUGGGACGGCGUGGGGCGGUAUGGGGGUGGAGGAUGACGAGGGCUGUUGGACGGGUGUGAGUGUGGGGGCGGGGGUCGGCGUGGGGACGGAGUUCGUGAUGGAAGACGGGGCGAUGCUGUUGAUCGGGGUGCCCGAAGGGUGGGGGGAAGAGGAAGUCUGCAUGGGCACCGUGAUUGGCAUGUGUGAGAGGUAG